This is a messenger RNA of Drosophila hydei, 803 nucleotides long. RefSeq lists its product as uncharacterized. NCBI's taxonomy places the organism in Eukaryota, Metazoa, Arthropoda, Insecta, Diptera, Drosophilidae. The transcript has 3 exons. Bases 245 to 682 code for a protein of 145 amino acids. Gene Ontology annotation, biological process: positive regulation of voltage-gated potassium channel activity; sleep; regulation of synaptic transmission, cholinergic. The record is from RefSeq and is a predicted model, not a curated record.
UCGAAAAACAUUUCAAUAAAAGAACGAGAAUUAAUUAUUAUAUGCAAAAUUUUAUGUGUAUAGAUUUAAGGAUUGUGUGAACAAUAAUAAGGCCCUUAGAUAAUAUCAAGAUAAAGUUAACGACUCUGCCGAGUCAAGAUCAAACUACAGAUUCCGUUCACAUAUACCCGAGUAGUUUUGGAAGAACUUCGCCGGAGAGAAAUUCAGCCCAGACAGCAUCAGACAAUCAUCAACAACUAAAAAGAUGUCCCAGACGCUCGCCUACAUCGUGAUAAUCGCUCUUGUUGCGAAUCUCUUAUCAGUUUCCGGCCUGCGCUGCCAUCAGUGCAACUCACACGAUAAUGACGACUGUGCCAGCCUGGUGGUAAAUACGCCGCGCGCCCAGCGGGACGAUCAAUAUUUAAGGGACUGUGCGCCCAAGGGCGAGGAGCAGGCGUUCUGUCGCAAGACAAUCAUUCAGCUGGAAGUGAAUGAGGAGCGUCGCAUCGAGCGCAGCUGCGGCUGGAUACAGGAGAAAACGCAUAAUGCUUGCUUUACGGCCGAUAAUGAGGGCUACAAGCAAACCAUUUGCACCUGCAGCGAGGAGGGCUGCAAUGCGGCGCCAGCUUUGGCCAGCCCCGCCUCCUGCCUGACCACACUGCUUAGCCUGGCCGCCUCUCUCGGCUGUUUGCUGCGACGCUGAGCGGCCAAUUCCAUCAAACAUUCGAACAGUUGCACUAUCCAUUAGCUUAACAAUCUAUCUAUAUAUAUAUGCUGUGUGCUUUAAGUAUGUAGUCCAUGUUUGUAUGGGCAUUUCAUAAUUA